Messenger RNA from Galeopterus variegatus (Sunda flying lemur), 765 nucleotides. It is a transcript of the gene TMEM107, whose product is annotated as transmembrane protein 107. Bases 103 to 525 code for a protein of 140 amino acids. NCBI's taxonomy places the organism in Eukaryota, Metazoa, Chordata, Mammalia, Dermoptera, Cynocephalidae. Gene Ontology annotation, biological process: non-motile cilium assembly; protein localization to ciliary transition zone. The transcript is spliced from 5 exons. Gene Ontology annotation, cellular component: MKS complex. The record is from RefSeq and is a predicted model, not a curated record.
UUUGCCCGCUAGCCGGGGAGACUUCAGGAGUGACCAUCUUCUAACUUCCAGCCUCAGAAACCACAGCCUCUGCUCCCGCUAGUGCCCCUGUCCCCCAGGGCCAUGGGACGGGUCUCGGGGCUCGUGCCGUCUCGCUUCCUGACGCUCCUGGCGCAUCUGGUGGUCGUCAUUACCUUAUUCUGGUCCCGGGACAGCAACAUCCAGGCCUGCCUGCCUCUCAAGUUCACCCCCGAGGAGUAUGAGAAGCAGGACAUUCAGCUGGUGGCAGCUCUCUCUGUCACCCUGGGCCUCUUUGCAGUGGAGCUGGCUGGUUUCCUCUCAGGAGUUUCCAUGUUCAACAGCACGCAGAGCCUCAUCUCCAUUGGGGCUCACUGUAGUGCAUCCGUGGCCCUGUCCUUCUUCAUUUUUGAGCGUUGGGAGUGCACCACGUACUGGUACAUUUUUGUCUUCUGCAGCGCCCUCCCAGCUGUCACUGAAAUGGCAUUAUUCGUCUCCGUCUGUGGGCUGAAAAAGAAACCCUUCUGAUUUCCGUCAUGACGGGAACGUAAGGACGAAGGCUGGAGGAGAAAGGGGCCGCUUACUGUUACUGGAAGAAGGAAGGCAUAGGCUUUGGUCCUCCAUGAAACUGCCUCUGAUGGAUUAUGUCAGUGUUGGGAUAAUUAUCUCCCGAACCUGGAUUAUCAGCGUUUACUUUAAUGCUUUGCAAUAUAAUAUAUAUCAUAUAUUAUAUAAGAUCAAGACUUAUACAGUUUUCAGGGGACAAUU